Schizosaccharomyces octosporus yFS286 is the source of this 2154-nucleotide messenger RNA. Its product is annotated as phosphatidate cytidylyltransferase. Gene Ontology annotation, molecular function: phosphatidate cytidylyltransferase activity. NCBI's taxonomy places the organism in Eukaryota, Fungi, Ascomycota, Schizosaccharomycetes, Schizosaccharomycetales, Schizosaccharomycetaceae. Gene Ontology annotation, cellular component: endoplasmic reticulum membrane. The transcript has 3 exons. The record is from RefSeq and is a predicted model, not a curated record. Bases 5 to 1447 code for a protein of 480 amino acids.
UGAUAUGUCCCUUGGGUCUGAAAUUCAUUACUCUGCCAAUAUCGCAUUAAGUAAGAAACAGUUUGGAUACGCAUUUGGUUGUUCGGAAUCUUACCGUACUAAAAGAGAAUUAAAUAGGAUACAAAUGGCACGGAAAAGGUCGGUGAAGAAGUCGCUUGCAGAGAAGGAAAACCAAGAAGAAUCCUCCAAAUUGACGAUACCUUCCAUGAAGAAAGAUGGUCAAUCUGAACUAACGACAAAGGCAAAGAAAGCACUGAAUUCUAGAAAGCCUAGUCAAAACUUCAUUACGCGUACAGUAUGGACGCUAAUUAUGAUAGCAAUGUUUUUCUCAGUGCUGGCGAUGGGUCAUUUUUGGGUUGUUGUAUUGGUUACUUUGAUUCAAAUUGGCGUUUAUAAAGAAGUGAUUGCAAUUGCAAGUGUUCCAAGUCGUGAAAAGGAUUUACCUUGGACAAAAUUUGUCAACUGGUAUUUCCUAAUGACCACCUUGUACUAUGCCUAUGGUGAAAGUAUAUUCACCUAUUUCCACCAUCUGUUUGUAAAUGAUUCUUAUGUACUACCGCUAGUAUCCCAUCAUCGAUUUAUCUCCUUUAUGUUAUAUAUCAUGGGUUUCGUUUUGUUUGUCGCUUCUCUUCAAAAGGGCAAAUACAAGUUUCAGUUUUCUCAGUUUUGCUGGACCCAUAUGACAUUGCUUCUUGUUGUCGGACAGGCCCAUUUCAUCAUCAACAACAUUUUCGAAGGUCUUUUCUGGUUUUUUGUCCCUGUUUGCUAUGUUGUAUGUAACGAUGUCUUUGCUUACCUUUGUGGAAAGAUGUUUGGUAAGCAUCCUUUAAUUGAAGUUUCUCCUAAAAAAACCAUUGAAGGGUUCCUGGGUGGCUGGUUGUGUACAGUCGUUGUUGGGUCCUUGAUAACCUUUAUUUUGAUGCAGUUUGACUAUUUUAUUUGUCCCAGUAGAGAUCUUUCAACUUCAGUCUUUACUGGCUUAACUUGCACACCGAACUCUGUAUUUGUACCCCAUACCUACAGUGUUCCAACUUCUUUGGUGCAAUAUUUGCAUAUUCCCGAAGCUGUAACCUUUGCUCCCAUCUACUUCCACUUGGCAGUUUUUGCUACCUUCUCAAGCCUCGUUGCUCCUUUUGGUGGAUUCUUCGCUAGUGGUCUGAAAAGAGCAUUCAAAAUUAAAGACUUUGGUGAUUCUAUUCCUGGUCAUGGUGGCUUAACCGAUCGCGUUGACUGCCAGUUUUUGAACGGUGUUUUUGUUUACAUGUAUUUUCAAUCUUUUAUCGCCGAAAAAAAUUCUUCUACCUCUGAUAUUUUGGAUACUGCUAUAGCCACUUUAACAACGCCGGAACAAUUGCGACUCUUAGAAGAUUUUCAAAAUUAUUUGGUUGACCAGGGUAAAAUAACUGCUGAUGCCAUUUGUAAUAGAAUUCUUAAAGGGAAUCGUUAAAGAAUAUGCCUAACACUCUGCGUUUUUAUUUUAGUGCUUCUUCUCUAUCAUAUGCCUUCGCGUAUAUUAAUUCUUUCAGCUGUUGUACGUUUUUCUAUUGAAGGAGUAAUUGUGGUUACAAUGAAGCACGUCGAAAAGCUAUGUUUCUCUUUAUUUCACGGGCUUGGCUUGUUGUCCUUCGUUUGAUUUUCUACCAUUCUCCCCUUUUCUCAUGCUAUUGUCUAUAUCUAUGCAGGUAAUCCUUGUGUCUUACAUAUCAAGGGAAUCGUGAAUGGUGUAAUUUACUCUUUAAGAAUAAUUAUUGUUCAUAUUUCUUGUCCGUUCUUUUAGUCUUUUAUUAACAGGUGCACGCUAAUGGUAUUGUUUGUCUUUCUGCGUCGCGUCUCUAUGUUUAUACUUUUGUAUGUGUCUUCAUAACCGUGAUUUAAAGCUUUUUAUCAUCGCAGGUCUUGAGCAAGCCUGAAUACUAAUGCUUUUGCUCCGUAAAUUCUUUGUACUUACUCAAUCUUGACUGUUUGUCCUGGCCUAUGUUUAUAUUCAUAAAAGUCUACUUGUUUAUUAUUGAAGUGUGCAAUUAUUAAAUCAUAUUUGCAUUCGUUUUUCUUCGAUUAAUUUUAUUAUUCGGCUCAUUGACUAAUUUCUAAACAACGUAAAAUACCCUCACAUACAAUAUUAAUAAAAGAAAUAGAAUCAACAUGAACUAUCGA